Messenger RNA from Diatraea saccharalis (sugarcane borer), 804 nucleotides. The record is from the annotation of a GenBank genome assembly. NCBI's taxonomy places the organism in Eukaryota, Metazoa, Arthropoda, Insecta, Lepidoptera, Crambidae.
AUGAAUAGGAUUCACACUAGAAUACAGAAAUCAAUAGAUUAUAUUUUACAAGAACUCCAGUACGGCGCGCUGCUGGAGGGGUGCGGGGGAGAGUUGCCAUCGCUAAGCGCGUGCGCACCCCUCCCCCCGCACCUCGAUAAAGCAACGCGACGGCAACAGAAGGACGCACGGGCGCAGCAAGACAAAAUCGCACAAGUUAACAUUCAUUUGCAUGCUCUAUUUGCCGCGGUCGAACAUGGAUAUUUGGAUAAAGCAAGAAACAUAUUGGAGUCUACAGAUGUGGAUGUUAAUAGCCUCAACACAGAUGGUUUGUCACCCCUGGAUGUUGCAGUACUCUCCAACAAUCGACCUUUGGCAAAAAUGCUUAUGGAGUUUGGCGCUAAAGAAGGCACACAAUGUAAGUGACUUAUAAUUAUUAUUACUAAAGGCGCCGUUAUUUGGUAACGCAAUUGAAAGGUACCUCAAGCCUUAAACCAGAGCCGUCCAACCACCCUGUCUUGAGAAGGACAAGUUAAAGCGUGGUUGACCUAACUGGUAAAACCGGCUGCAGAAUACUCCCGAUGGGGAAUAGGAUCCAGAAAGUUACAAGGAGCCCGCCAGAUCAAUUACUUAAUCCGCAAAUAAUCAAUUACUAUAAAAAUUUGAAAUUAAACCAGAAUUUUAGGGGUAAUUCUUGAACAUUUUCUGUCAAGAUUUUUUUUUAUUCACAUUUUAGUUGUGUCGAAACACUAAAAAAUAUAAUGUAAUUUUAUAAAUAGAAUCAGUUGAAGGUUUGUGAUUUUAGUUUAGUUAUAUCGUACAUAG